Molecule: messenger RNA, 2881 nt
Organism: Rhodamnia argentea
Lineage: Eukaryota; Viridiplantae; Streptophyta; Magnoliopsida; Myrtales; Myrtaceae
Product: protein indeterminate-domain 5, chloroplastic-like
Exons: 4
Coding region: 798-2597 (599 amino acids)
Cellular component (GO): nucleus
Molecular function (GO): DNA-binding transcription factor activity
Source: RefSeq, a predicted model, not a curated record
UUCUUGUUUUUACGGUUUUUCUCGAGAGAAAAUGUUUUCAGGACAGAAUCUAGAGAGAGAGAGAGACAGAAGAGGAGAGAGAAAGGGCAUCUCCUAGACAUGGAAGAGUCUUUCGGUCUCUGUGUGUGUGUGUGUGCGGUUUUGAACAUUAAAUGAUUCAACAACAGUGAGAGUUUUUAUUAAGAGCCCCCCCUUGAUGAUAACAGAUUGAUAGAUAGACAGAUAGAUAGAUAGAUCCCUUCUGUUCACCACAACAAAACAACUGAGCUUUAGAGGGAGACAGAGAGACACAGAGACAGAGUACCUAGAGAGAGAGAGAGAGAGAGAGAGAGAGAGAGGGAGGGAGAGAACGAAGAAGAAGAAGAAGCAAAAAUAGGUUCGUCUCGUCUCGCUUCAAAACCCCAGUAGAUCCACUGCCACAGUUGUUUGCCUCUCUUCACCUUCUCCGGAUUGUAGCUGUCACCUCCUUUUGAUAUUUACCCUCUUGGAUCUUUCUGUGCCUCUCUUUCUCUCUGUGUGUGCUUGUGUGGGGGCUGUCCGAAACUCUCUCUCAAGUCACCCAGAAGCUUCAAUCUCUCUCAAGAUGUUCAACAACCACAGAAAGAGCUCAAGUACAUGCCUCCUGGUUUCUCUGUUGAAUCGGAUUGCUUUUUUGAUAAUUCAGCUGGGUUAGGGUUGAAGAAGAAGGAGGACGAGAGCAGGGCGGAGGAAAGAAUCGACCCGGAAGAGAUUGCCCACCAAACAGGGAGAGCGGGACACAGAGAGAGAGAGAGAAAGCUGGUGUUAGAUAGAGAAGUAUGGCAUCAACAUCAUCGUCAACACCCUUCUUCGGCCUCGGAGACGAGAGCCAAAACCAGAUGAUGCUUCAGCAGCAGUCCUCCACGACCACCUCUUCGACCGGCCCGACCCCGGCGCCACCGAAGAAGAAGAGGAACCAGCCCGGAACUCCAAAUCCAGACGCAGAAGUGAUAGCACUAUCUCCCAAGACCCUAAUGGCAACAAACAGGUUCAUUUGUGAGGUAUGCAACAAAGGGUUCCAAAGGGAGCAAAACCUACAGCUCCACAGAAGAGGACACAACCUGCCUUGGAAGCUGAAGCAGAAGACCACAAAGGACGUGAAGCGCAAGGUCUACCUCUGCCCAGAGCCCACCUGCGUCCACCACGACCCGUCCCGGGCCCUCGGCGACCUCACCGGCAUCAAGAAGCACUUCUCCCGCAAGCACGGCGAGAAGAAGUGGAAGUGCGAGAAGUGCUCCAAGCGAUACGCCGUCCAGUCCGAUUGGAAGGCCCACUCCAAGAUCUGCGGCACUCGGGAAUACCGAUGCGAUUGCGGCACUCUCUUCUCUAGACGCGACAGUUUCAUCACUCACAGGGCCUUUUGCGACGCGCUAGCUCAAGAAAGCGCAAGGCACCCAUCGAGUUUGACCACUUUGGGGAGCAACCUCUAUGGCAACAACAUCAGUUUGGGCCUCUCUCACCAGGUUGGCUCCCAAUUACCCAUCCUCCAACCCCAUAACCACCCGACAAGCAACAUGCUCCGGCUCGGCGGCGCCUCCAACUCCUCUACCUUCUCGCAGCAGCCCCAACCAAUGCCGCCUCCUCCUCCCACGGCAUUUUUCAAGCCCGAAGCCGCGGACUCCCUGCACGAGCUCCCAAGCCACAAUCCCCUCUCCGGGUUGAUGCAGCUGCCAAACCUCCAAGGUAACGCUAGUGCCUCCCAGUCGAACCUCUUCAACCUCAGCUUCUUCGGCAACAAUGCCACCGCUGCCAGCUUGAGCACCGGCGACAAUGUCGCCACCGCGGCAGCCGCGGCCAACAACUUUCCAUCUUCAGGCUUCUUGGGCCAGUUCAAUGGCGGGAACAAUGGCGGCAACCAAGCGGCUGGUCUCUUCUCAGAUGACCGGGUUGGGUCGGGCUUUUCUUCUUUAUUCAACGCCUCGGCGCAGAAUGAGAACAUGGUGGCUCACAUGUCCGCAACUGCGCUGCUUCAAAAGGCAGCUCAAAUGGGGUCCAUAACGAGCGGCAACAGCUCCUCCUUGUUGGGCGGGUUGGGGAGUUCAUCAGGCGGCGGCAGCAGUGCUGUCAACCGGCAAAUGGGGUCCGUCAACUUCGGUGGAGGCAGCGGCAAUUUUCCUGACAGCGGUGGGAAGCUGCCACCGCAGAUGGAAAGCGAGAACCAUCUCCGCGGCUUGAUCAGUUCCUUCGCGAGUGGAGGCUCUUCCAUAUUCGGAGGCGGGGGUGGUCACGAGCAUGAGAACAGCUUCGGUGGGUUCAAUGAAAGCAAUAUCUCGUUGGAUCAUCAUCAUCAUCAUCACCAUCAUCAUCCUCAGGACCAAAGUAGGGCGAGCUUCUGCAAUGUGAACGACGCCAAGUUGCACCAGAAUCUCACGACGAGCAUCGGAGGGUCCGAUAAGCUGACUUUGGACUUCCUGGGUGUGGGAGCGAUGAUGAGGAAGAGAUCGGACGGUGGAUUCGCGCACAGAGAGCAGCAGCAGCAGCAACAACAACAACAUGGGACGAUCAACAUGAGUUCUCUAGACGGCGACAGGAAGUCAGAGCAGGGAACUCAACCAUUUGGGAGUUCGAAAAUGCACUGAAGGAAUGGAAUGGAGGGUUGACCGACAACUUGGGAUGGGAAAAAGAGGUCAGUCCAGUCCAUCAGUUGGUAGGUUUUAUAAAGGAUAAAAUACGUGCGGGGAGAAAAGAAAAUUGUAAGAAGAAACAACGCAUGUCAAACUAGGGUUUGUCUUUAUUAGGGUUUUUUUUCCGUACCUUCAGGAAGAAUGUGCCACCCUCCUCCUCUCACCUCCAUAUUUUUUUUUUCUCUUCGAACUAUUCAGUUUGUAAUGUUGGCUACAAUUGAAUGUGCACUUGCUUAGCU